This is a messenger RNA of Cuscuta epithymum, 3657 nucleotides long. NCBI's taxonomy places the organism in Eukaryota, Viridiplantae, Streptophyta, Magnoliopsida, Solanales, Convolvulaceae. The record is from the annotation of a GenBank genome assembly.
AAUAUUCUUGAGAAGAAGAUGGCAGCAUUCCUUUCGGGGUCAUCUAAUGACAAGCAAAAAACUCACUGGGUUAAAUGUUCUGAUCUUUGUUACCCAACUGAAGAAGGGGGUGGGGUAUCAGGUCUUUGUCUACAAUUCAAAAGGCUUUCUCUAUGAAAAUCUGGUGGAAAUGGAAAACUCAUAUAUGAAGCUCAUUCUUCAAAGCUAGAUAUCCCAAAGAAGAUAUGAAUGUUAAAGUCACCGACUCAGCCAUUUGGAGGAGGAUAUGCUUCAAAGCUAGAACAAUUCACAUUAUCCACUGUUUACAAUGAACUAAGAGAGGUUCUUUCCCAUACUUUUACUCAUAGGCAUAUUAGGCAUAAAACCCAACCAAUGCAAAUUAAGAUCUUUAUUUGGAAGCUUCUUCAUAACUGCAUGCCUAUUACCGAUAAUCUGCGGAGAUUUAAUUUGGUCAUAAGGCCUUCCAGGUGUCCUAUGUGCAUGAAUAAUUUUGAUACAAUAAACCAUCUCUUCUACCAGUGUUCUUUAUCAAAACAGAUAUGGAGUUAUUUCAUGAAUAUAUUUCACAUACCUAUUCCAAGACGUCAGCCAUAGGUCAGACAAAUAUUUAUACAAUGGUGGUUGGAGGCUGGUUCUAAGACUAUGGGAGAUCUAUUCAAGCACAAUUUACCAGGUAUUAUCUGUUGGUUCAUUUGGAAGGCCUACUCUGCGCAUACAUGGGGUACAGUUCCCAUACCAACGAAAAAAGUUUUGAUUUAUCAGAUUAAACACCACACUCAACCCUGGUCAGCUAAUUUCUCUAAAAUGAAGCAAAGAAGAAUUGAAACUUAUCUGAUUCAGGAGGGGAUGAUUGCUCAUAACUUCACUUAUGGAAGACCGAUGUUCCAUCGAUGGAAACGACCACAGGGUGAGUAUAAGUUAAAUGUUGAUGCCUCAUUCUCCUAUGACAGUUCGGCAGGGGGUGCCAUUUUCAGAGACAAAUUAAAGGGGGGAGAUGAUUUGGGCGAUACAAUUUCCAAUCAGUGCUAACUCCAGUCAGGAAGCUGAAGGGCGGGCUGUGCUUUUUCCGAUUAGAAUGGCUAUAGAGCUUGGUUUGUUAAUCAAAAUAAAAGCUUCAUUGACUAAACUGUGAACUGCAAACUUCCCCCAAAAAUCAUUGCUAAUCCAGGGAUGAGUAAGUCAUUUUCAAACUGAGUACUAAUUUAAUUUCACACAUGAGGCAGUUCAAUGUUCUCAUACACGUUUUUAAUUGCAACAUUGGUAUAAUCCCCUACUUCAUUAGGUUUCAGAUUGUGUUGGCUAUUCAAAGACUAUAAAGCAUUUCAAUAAGUUAAUAGAAGAUUUCGAAUAUAUCAUAGAAACAACUCUUAAAAAAUGAAAAAUUGAAACCAAACCUGUUUUUCUCUCAUUGAAACAAUGGAUUAAAAUUGAUAAAUUGAAUAAGAAACCUGUUUAUUCUCUCAUUGAAAUUGCUUGACAAUAUCAAAGUAUAAAAUAUCCAGGUAGAAGAGUUAUUUUAUGUAUAAGACUUCGAGUAUACCAUAGAAAUAGUCGAUUAAAAUUGAUGACUGAAACCAAACAUGGUUUUGCUGGAGUCGUUUGUCAUUGAUCCCAAUAAACCAGUAACUCUAUUAGAUUGAAAUACAUGGCUCUACUCCUACUAGUUAUUUUGAGUCAAUUUUAUAUAAUACCGUUAGUACUAUUAUAUUGAACUACAUGGCUCUGCUCCUACUUUAUUAAUACCAGUAAGUGCAAAAUGCUUUUAAUAUCACCUUUUUUACUGAAAAAUAGUCAUCCAUUCAACCUUUGAAACUAAUAACUCCUCCAUAGAGUCAUUGAACUUUGUAAAACAACCAAGGUUAAGAUCUUUGUCCGUAACCUACUAAAACUAUAUUGCAUAAUACUCAUAGAACUAUCUACAGUCAUAGACCAAGUAUGAUAGAUAGCGGGAAGAGUAUGGGGCAGGACCGGGCUUGGGCCCACUUCCGUGGGCCGGUUACGGGUUGUCUUUAUAAUUUAUUUAUUAUUAUUAAAUGUUAUGUUUUGGUUUGGGCCUAUUAUUGUAGAGUACUUAGUAGAGUUAGUAUGAGCCUAAUUAGGAUUUAAUUAAUUUGGGCUUGAUUAGGGUUUCUUGUAGAAGGCUAUUCAUACCCCUCGCCAGGGUUCAUUCUUGUUAUCUUGGAAUAAAAUUGGUUUUAGCCUAUUGGCUUUGGACAACGGUAUAUUCGGUUGAUUUUAUUUUUUUCUGCUUCAUAACAAAGUAUUAUUACCUUAUGAAGCAAAUGAGGGAAAACAUUGAAUAAACUCACAAUCUAUGCAUUUUGAUGUGAAACUAGUAAUUCCACCCGUGCUACGCACGGGAGUGAAGAUGUUUGGAUAAAUCAUACUCCCUCCAUCCCAAAAUGGUUGGCCAAUAUUGACUUGCACGUUGAUUAACAAAGUACAAAUUGUAUGGUUGAAAUUUGUGCAGAUAAGAGAGAAUUAAAUUUAGCCACAUAUUCCUUACUUUAAAUGGAAGUGACAAACCUUUUUUGGACUGCCAUUUCGGCAUUUUGGGUCGGAUGGAGUACAUAAACUCAAAGAAUUUCAUAGUUAAUUAAGCAGUGUCAGACACUCGGACUCGAUACCAGACCGGGUCUAUCCCACCUCAUAUUUGAGGAAAUCUCUUAUGUUCCACCCAUGAUUGGAUAAUUUUUUCUUUGAAGUAAAGAGUGAGUUUUUAACUAAAAUCCUAUUUUAUUGAAAAGAUUGCAAGAGAAAUCAUACAAUUUUUUUUUAAGCAGCAAAUUGUCCCUAAGAAAAAUUCAUCAUCAUCAUCAAUAAGAAAAGACUAAAACAACACUUCAGUGGCUUGAAAGUUUACUUUAAAUUAAAUUAAUUUAUCCCAUAAAGGAUGAAGACCCUAUAGAAGAUAAAUAAUACCGAGUACAUGGUAAAUGUUGGCUACCACUUUAGAUUAACUUAGUUACAAACAUUUCCAUUCUCAGGUUUUGAAGAACUAAUAUGGUUUGGUAGCAAAUCCACUAUUAUAAAGAAAUUAGGAGUUUCCUUAUAAAAUAGACUAUGAAAAUAAAGACGGCCUAAAAGUUCUUUAUAUUAUUAAAAAACACGUUAACAACUAUUGAAUAGCUGAUUUGCAAAUAGAUUAGAGUGCAGCGUGAAUAAAAACGUUCUAAUUAGUUUUACCAACGGUGGACCAUUAAUUUUCCCAUUGUUACAUUGGCAUAUUCUCUUAGUUCUGGUAUACAAAACCAAGUGGUUAAUGGAUUCUUUUCAAAAAUAAGGUGUGACAGUUCUCUUCAUCUGACAAAGUAUGGGUUGUACUUAAAGUUCAAUUUCUAAAUUCAUACAAACUAAUGACCAUAAAGAGAACUGAGCCACUAUGAGCCUCACAUGGUAAAAUUUUGGCAAAAUACCCCUGACUUCCAUCAUCACUCUAUUUUCAAAUAUCUUACUCUUCCAUAUGUCGUCAUGUCCUCUCCACACAACCUCAUUUUGAAGCACUGCCUACCAGUCAUGGUGUGGAUGGGGUCUCACUUGAUUCACACAAUAGCUAGUGUUGAAUUUUGCUUCAUUUCCUCAUCUAGAGAAACACCAUAUAUAUAUAUAUAUAUAUAUAUAUAUAUAUAUAUAUAUAGAGUAGUCUUCCUGUCCAGC